AUGCGACUUGAACUGGUGAAAAAACUGCAGUCCUUUGCUAUGUGUCAACCUGAACUGCGAAUUUCUCUAAUCGAUGGCGAGAGCCAGCGGAAAAUGUUCCACUAUGAGCCGACGUCAGACCUGGUUUCCGCUUACUCGCAACUCUUCAAGCCUCACCUCGGUUGUGGCUUUGUCCCAGUUUUUAUCAACAGCGUCGUUGUCGAGUCGAAGUUCAAUCUUUGGACCAACGAAAGUGAGGACUUACGAGGCAACCGCGUAGAAGUCGUUUCCGUCAACGGAAUUCCGAUCGACCACUGUAAAGUCCACGAAAUGGUCUGUGAUGAACUGAUCAAAUUCAUUGCUCUAAAGUGUUCAGACUACGUUGUUUCUGCCAGUAAGCCCAAUUUUUAUCUCUCGGUUGAAUGUCCGGAAUCGUCAAUCAAUUGGCUUCGCCCCGGCGUUCUGCGGCCUUAUGCGGUGCGAAGUUUGGUGAAUCUGGUCGAGGCCCUUUUUUGCGUCGCCAUCGAUCGCCCAGCUAUUAAAACGGUCAGCUUGAAAAAUUUGUCACGGGUUACCCUUGGUUCAAAAUUCGCAUCCAACCCGUUAAAGUUCGUCAUGUCGCGACCUGCCGCUUCUUUGCCACUCCCUGAGGCUGUCGCAGAGAGUGCUCCUUCCUAUACUGAGACACAACCCGCAAAUAAAGAAUGCAUGACUAUCGCCGCGCCGCUGUCAAUUGAGAAGCUGUACGUCUACCGUGGCUGUUCUGCGACGACCACGCGAAUUGCGUUCGAGUCAGACCAUCUGAAAGAAUACGACGUCGGUGUAUCUUCAUCAAACGAUCAAGCGCCACAGAGGUUGAAGAUGGACCGAACUAUGCUGCAAUCCGUAAAAGAAUGCUAA
This is a messenger RNA of Soboliphyme baturini, 879 nucleotides long. Lineage: Eukaryota; Metazoa; Nematoda; Enoplea; Dioctophymatida; Soboliphymatidae. The record is from the annotation of a GenBank genome assembly.